Messenger RNA from Vicia villosa (hairy vetch), 1638 nucleotides. RefSeq lists its product as uncharacterized. The coding region runs from base 1 to 1638 and encodes 545 amino acids. NCBI's taxonomy places the organism in Eukaryota, Viridiplantae, Streptophyta, Magnoliopsida, Fabales, Fabaceae. The record is from RefSeq and is a predicted model, not a curated record. The transcript has a single exon.
AUGUCCUCUUCAAACACAAACCCUAAACCAGACAUCAACCCUAAACCACAACCAUCCAUGUCUUCUUCUAAAAUCAACCAAGACACCCUCAACGAAAAACCACUCUCCUUCAUCCUUCCAGAAAACCCCAAAUCACAUGCAAACACCGCUAAGACUUCUGGAAUCCGCAAGUCUUCUCGCCUUCAAAAAACAAAACCAGUGAAAUCCACCAUUGAAAUCUCCGAUGACUCGGAUGAAGAAACUUGCCCAGAUGACGCUGAACUUGACUCACAUCAAGACGUCAUUUUCUCUUCCAAACGUGCUCUGGACCUUUUCAACUCAAAAUGGAGGAACAGAAGUGUAAUCUAUGGCAAACCCAUGGAUUUUGAGAGCUUCACUGUCCGUGGAUACAACAUCGAAGAACUUGUAAUCGUUCAAGGCUGGCAAAAGAUGCUAACCCUAGAAAUUGAAACCUACCCAAAACUAGUUCGUAGUUUCUAUGCUGCAAUCCACCCAGAAACCAACGAUGUGUCUCUCAAAUCCACUAUCAAAGGUAUUACCAUAACCCUAACUCCAUCUCUAAUCUGUGAAAUCCUUAACAUCUCUGAUUCAGGCAUCCAUCUCUUUUCACAAGAAUGGGUUGGGUCGUACAACACCACCAUGGAAAAUGUUUAUCGUGAACUUCUGGUUGAUACCACAAAACCCCUAGUGUCUUCAAAUCUGAAUCUCGUCCCUCGCAUUCUACACAAAAUGUCCAUCCAUAAUGUCAUCCCUAGAGCAGGCAGUCUAGAGAAACUUUCCAAGUAUGACAUUUUAGUGAUCUUUCAUCUUCUAAAGCGUCAUCCCCUCCACUUAGGAUACCUUGUCCUAAACUUCAUGAAACAUACUUGCAGAAAAGGAAGAACUGCUCCUUAUGGAAGGUUCUUAUCACUCGUGUUUAAACACUUCAAAAUCCCCACUGAUGAUGCCACAUCCAUCAUGGGUGCUGGAGCCAUUCAUGGUUGUCGCCUCUCAAAGAUGAACCUCCCUGUACUUCAAAUUCUUGUGCUUCAAAAACGAAAGCGGUUGGUCAAAACUGCUGAUGUUAAGAAAAAGGUGAAAACCUUCACCACAAAAGACCAAGCUGAACCAGAAAUAGGUGAUUUCAUGUCCAAACCAACCAGUGCUGAAGCCUCCAAAGCUCACUCUCCACAAAUUGAAAAAACUGAAUCCCCCAAGGAACCAAUCUCGCCCUCACAUCAAACCACUGAACCAAAUAUUCCUGAAGAGAUCCAUUCACCAAUUCCCUCCGUCACAACUCCACCUGAUCAAUCUUUGUCCUCUGAAAACAUUGUGUUUGCCUCACCUCCAAAAACGGCUGCUGAAGAUACCCUCGUCCAAACUUCUGAGUCUCUAGCCUCACCAAUCAUCCAAACCCCAGUCUUUGAUCACUCUCCCGUUCACUCACCGGUAAUUGACCUCAACAUUGCCUCCAACAUCACUUCUCCCAUCAAUGAUGAUCUUGAUGCCUUGCUUUUUCAGCAUCAUAUUCUCAAUCAAUCUCAGGACUUAACUUUCUCUGGUGGAUUUGAUCCAAUUGCUGAAACUCUCUAUUCUAUCAUUCCACCUAUUCCUCAAAGCACCAUCUCAACCAUCCCUACUGCUGUAACACCCUUCUAA